Suncus etruscus (white-toothed pygmy shrew) is the source of this 1558-nucleotide messenger RNA. It is a transcript of the gene TPBGL, whose product is annotated as trophoblast glycoprotein like. Gene Ontology annotation, molecular function: protein binding. The transcript has a single exon. The annotation marks the transcript as partial. Gene Ontology annotation, cellular component: plasma membrane. Gene Ontology annotation, biological process: negative regulation of canonical Wnt signaling pathway. Lineage: Eukaryota; Metazoa; Chordata; Mammalia; Eulipotyphla; Soricidae. The record is from RefSeq and is a predicted model, not a curated record.
AGGGCCCCGCGCGCGGGACAGCCGCGGCUCCUGGCGGGGCUGCUGCUCGUGGCGGCGGCGCUGAGCCGGCCCGCCGCGCCCUGCCCGUUCCAGUGCUACUGCUUCGGCAGCCCGCGGCUGCUCUUGCGCUGCGCGUCGGGCGCCGAGCUCCGGCAGCCGCCGCGGGACGUGCCCCCCGACGCGCGCAACCUCACCAUCGUGGGCGCCAACCUCACCGUGCUGCGCGCGGCCGCCUUCGCCGGCGGGGACGGGGACCCCGGGGACCAGGACGGGGCCAGGGACGAGGCGGCGGCGGCGGAGGCGGCUUCGGGGUCCGGGGUGCGCCUGCCGCUGCUCACCGCGCUGCGCCUGACGCACAACAACAUCGAGGUGGUGGAGGACGGCGCGUUCGACGGGCUGCCCAGCCUGGCGGCGCUCGACCUGAGCCACAACCCGCUGCGGGCCCUGGGCGGCGGCGCCUUCCGCGGGCUGCCCGCGCUGCGCUCGCUGCAGCUCAACCGGGCGCUGCUGCGGGGCGGCCCCGCGCUGCUGGCCGCGCUGGACGCCGCGCUGGCCCCGCUGGACGAGCUGCGCCUGCUGGGCCUGGCGGACAACGCGCUCAGCCGCCUGCCGCCCGCCGCGCUCAGCCGGCCGCAUCUGGAACAGCUGGACGCGCGCCGGAACGCGCUGCCCGGCCUGGGCCCCGACGAGCUGCGGGCGCUGGAGCGCGAGGGCGAUCUCCCCGGCCCACGCCUGCUGCUGGCCGGCAACCCCCUGCGCUGCGACUGCUCCGCGCGCCCCCUGCGAGCCUGGCUGCUCAACGCCACCGAGCGCCUCCCCGACUGGCGCCGCCUGCGCUGCGCCGCGCCCCGGGCGCAGCUGGACCGGCCGUUCGAGCAGCUGGACGAGAAGCAGCUGAGCUGCGGGGCGGAGGAAGGGGAGCCCGUCCCCGAGCUCGAGGCCUCCUACGUCUUCUUCGGGCUGGUGCUGGCGCUCAUCGGCCUCAUCUUCCUCAUGGUGCUCUACCUGAACCGCCGCGGCAUCCAGCGCUGGCUGCGCAACUUGCGCGAGGCCUGCAGGGACCAGAUGGAGGGCUACCACUACCGCUACGAGCAGGACGCCGACCCUCGCCGCGCGCCCGCCCCGGCCGCCCCCAACGGCUCCCGCGCCACUUCGCCCGGUUCGGGACUCUGAGCAUUUGCCGCCGCCCGCCGCCGGCGUGUUGCAGGCAGCCCUGGCUAGCGGAUGGUCGGUCCCCUCGGGGGGCCCCCUCUGCUGGGCCUGAAACUGUGGGUGUAAAGUUACUCCUGGACUAGUGGCUUUGAGGUCUUCGGAUGACGGCAUUUCUUCCACGCCCGCCCCAGCCUCGAUGCCCCAAGCUGGAGCCUCUGGUCCCCAGCCUCGAAGAGAUCUCGCCUUCAAAGACCAGAGACCCUCCCAUCUCUGAUCCCAGAAAACGCUCCUCCUUCUCUUGUCUGACUCACCCUCCUGAACCAACCAAGGACACACCCCCUCCUGGAGACCUCGUCUUUGAAGGCAAAAGCCCUAGGACCACCCUCACCAGUCCUUGAAAUAUCAG